Molecule: messenger RNA, 1389 nt
Organism: Psilocybe cubensis
Lineage: Eukaryota; Fungi; Basidiomycota; Agaricomycetes; Agaricales; Agrocybaceae
Exons: 2
Coding region: 1-1389 (462 amino acids)
Source: RefSeq, a predicted model, not a curated record
AUGGCGACACCUUCAAGCUCCCGAGACGAUGAAGGUGUUACUUCCGAAUGUCCAUCUGAUUCGGGGCUUUUAUAUACACCUGACUCGAAAAACUCGCGAAAGCGCAUCCGCGACUCUGUAGAGGAUAGCUAUGAUGAUGGGAUGCUGUGGGAUCUCACCGAAGAUGGUCGCCCUAAGACUCGUCGAGUCAAUCCACAACGUCUUGCUAUACGUCUUGGGCCAGAUCUUGUUGCUGAAAUGGAAGCUCACAUCGUUCCUGGUGCAAAAAUGCCAACGUUUGCCGUAAGGAAAGAUUUUCAAGAGCGUUACUCGGUCGACCGAAGGCACAUAUAUGACUAUUUUCACUCAAGAGGUAAAGGCGUAUCUCUCGCACGCCAAAUAUAUGUUCUUUGGCUAAACGAAGUCGCAGGUCUACGUGUUGCAAAGGAGGACAAACACACCAAUCUCAUUCGAGGGCGCGCGGCGAAAGCAGCCCAGGCACAACUUCAAGCAGCAUCUAAAUCUGCCGAUAUAGAUAAAGAAGUCAGCCCUUCCUGUAACGCACCACCUAAAAGACCUUUCCUGAGCAAAGUCGCACCUUCCGCGAGGGGUCGACCAAAGGUACCGAAGAGACAAGUCAAAGCCCAGGAAAGAAAACUUCGAGUAAAAUUGGAGCAAUCUCCGGAAAUACCCCCAGUCGCUAUCAAAACCGAACCGGAUUUUUUCAUUCCUGCUUUGUGUGGCGUUUCUUCUGAAAAUGAAGCUGGCCCUUUUAACUCUUCUUCUGGAACUGAGACCGACUGGGAAUCGUCUAUGCCUUGUCCUGGACUUUCUGUUUCUUGCGACACCUCCGAUGAGAAGGAAGAAGAUACUGUCGACAUGUCGGACUUCUUGACUUUACCUGACGACGAAUUUGUUUCUGGAUAUUCCGAGCUCCCUGUACCUGCUUUGCAGCAGCCUUUCUUGGAAACUGAAUCGAGCGCCAUCGAAAUGGAUUCUAUAACUGCGAUUGAUCAUGGCCUACUUACUGAGGCGGAGAGAACUGAGCUUUACAAUCUAAUCGACAACAAUAUACCCAUGGUUCUAUACGAAUCUGUUGGGACAUACCACAGCUUCAUGAACGAAAAGGCGCAAGCUUUUUUUGACCAUAUGCUUCCCAUGUCGGUGCAGUCACUGCGUUCUCGAUCUUGGAGAAUGGGUUCUAAAUCAACGAAAACACUGCUUGUUGAUUCUGCUUCGGACUGUCCUGAGCUACAUAAAUGGCUUUCUGAUGAUCUCGAUAUCUGCCAGAGUAGCGCCAUCGAUGCCUUUGAAUUAGAUGCUAUUCAUGAUAAUCUCGACAGGAACAAUGCCCUUGAUAUAGCAUCGGGCCAUUAUCAUGGAACAUCUGGUGGCCCAUAUCAUGUCUGA